Lacerta agilis (Sand lizard) is the source of this 1859-nucleotide messenger RNA. RefSeq names its product D(1)-like dopamine receptor. Gene Ontology annotation, molecular function: G protein-coupled receptor activity. The record is from RefSeq and is a predicted model, not a curated record. NCBI's taxonomy places the organism in Eukaryota, Metazoa, Chordata, Lepidosauria, Squamata, Lacertidae. Gene Ontology annotation, cellular component: membrane. Bases 1 to 1362 code for a protein of 453 amino acids. Gene Ontology annotation, biological process: adenylate cyclase-activating adrenergic receptor signaling pathway. The transcript has a single exon.
AUGGAGAACGCCUCCAACGGCAGCCAGGGGCCCUUGGAACCCCGGGUCCCUGGCGGGAAUGGGGUGGUGCUAGGCAUCUGCUUGCUCUGGCUGCUGGUUUUGAGCACCUUGCUGGGCAACACCCUGGUCUGCCUGGCCAUCAUCCGGUUCCGCCACCUGCGUGCUAAAGUCACCAACUGGUUCGUGCUGUCGCUGGCCUUGUCUGACCUGUGUGUGGCGCUGCUGGUCAUGCCCUGGCAGGCGGUCACCGAGGCGGUGGGCGGGGUGUGGCUCUUUGGCACCCAUUUCUGCGACACGUGGGUGGCCGCCGACAUCAUGUGCUCCUCGGCCUCCAUCCUCCAUCUCUGCAUCAUAAGCCUCGACCGCUACUGGGCCAUUGCCAGCCCCUUCCGCUACGAGCGGCGGAUGACCCGGGGCCUGGCCUCCGCCAUGAUCGCCCUGGCCUGGACCCUCUCCAUCCUCAUCUCCUUCAUCCCUGUCCAGCUCCACUGGCACAGAGCCGAGGAGCAGGGGGUGCCCGGUCCACAGCUGCCACACUGCGACGCCCGGCUCAACCCCACGUACGCCAUCGCCUCCUCCCUGGUCAGCUUCUACAUCCCCGUGUCCAUCAUGAUUGGCACUUACGCAAGGAUCUACCGCAUCGCCCAGGCUCAGAUCCGCCGCAUCUCAUCCCUGGAAAAGGCCGGAGGGCUGGGCUUUGCUCAGGGGAAAGAGCCUGCCUCUUCGCUGCGCACCUCGCUCUGCAAGGAAACCAAGGUCCUCCAGACGUUGUCCAUCAUCGUGGGGGUCUUUGUUUGCUGCUGGCUGCCCUUCUUUGUCCUUAACUGCCUGCUGCCCUUUUGCAAACCAAGACCAGGCAGCAGGGUUUAUGGGCAAGCUCUCUGCGUCAGCCAGACAACUUUCCGCGUUUUCAUGUGGCUUGGCUGGGCCAAUUCCUCAGUCAACCCAGUGAUCUACGCUUUCAAUGCGGACUUUCGGAAGGCUUUCAGCAGCCUGUUGGGCUGCCCCCGCCGCCCUUGUUGGGCUCCAGGCAGGUCCGCCGUGGAGAGAGUCAACCUGAGCCAUGAGCUGGUCUCCUAUCACCACGACGACUCCUCCCACAAGAGCGGAGGAGAGCUAGUUCCAUCGCCUCUCCCUACCAUUGCUGCCUGGCAUCAAUCCCUGCCCCACACAGUGAGCUCCCAAGGAGAGGGAGAGAGCAAUGGAGGAACCCUGCCAGAGAAAGAGACACUGUCCUCACAUCAAGCCGCUCAGAGGAGCAACAGCAAAAACCUUCACCUGCCAGCUUUGCUCCCCUCUGAAUGUGAGGCUGAGGUAUCUUUGGAGACUCUUGAUCCCUUUGCAGAGAUUACCGGGCACUAGGAUCUUUACUGCCACAUCCCAGAGGCAUGGCAGGUGCCUAUGUGGAUGGGACCAUGUAGUAGCCACAUAGGAACACAAUCACAUAAUAGGAGUCCUGCUGGUUCAGACUGAAGGCGCAUCUAGUCCAGCAUUCUCUUUCCCCACAAUGGCUGACUAGAUGUGAAUAGGAAGCCCACAAACAAGACACGAGGGCUUUCGCUGUCUCCUACUGUUGUUCACAAGUGACUGGUAUUCAGAGGUGCACUGGCUCUGAUUCUGGAGGUAGCAUAUAGCUGUCAGAACUACUUAUUUAUUUAGGGAUAUCUAUGCUGUCCAAUCAACUGUGAGGAUGGCUCACUUGUUGUUGGCAUCCAUCUGUCUUAGGAGACAAUGUACAGUAAGAGUGUGCCUUCAGGGUAAAGUCAAACAGCUUUAGUCAAACAGAGUUACAGUGCCUGCUAUGGCUGUAGACAUUGAUAUAGGAGAGACAUGUUUGAUUGCAGCUGGGACACAUGAAG